UCCAGCCAGAGGGAAGCUCUUCAAUCCAAAGCUCGGGGAUUAUGAUUGCUAUUAUUUAAUUGUUAUGGAUUCGAGGGUUAGGAUUUAGGAUUUAAAGUUCAUAAGGACUAGGCUCAAAUUGAUUGUAGUGAAAUUGAACCAGCUGCUGCGUACCCAACUUCCAAAGCCAAUGAAAAAACCUAACUAAUUAACAAACUGCUCUCCAACGGUCUGCCUCUCAUGGCCUUUGCUUCGCCAAACCUCAAAUCCAUCCCUCACUUUCUCUCACCCCAGCCAUUUUCCUCCCCAUUUUCCUUUCUUUUCCUCCAAACACCCCCACGUGCACCACCACCCUCCAAAUUUCUUCACACCUCAAGGCGCCAAACCGUCCCAAGAUCCGCUCUUCGAGAAUGGAAAGAGUAUGAGGAGGCAGUGAAGCGCAAGGACCUAGCUGGAGCUCUCAGGUUCCUGCAAUCCAUUGAGACCCAGCAAAAAUCGAUUGAGUUUGUUAAUGGGUCCUUACCAGCUGACCCGACCCUUCCUCGACUCGGCGAGUUGGGGUUUGUUGGGCAGGAGAGGGAUUGGGAGGUCCUGGACACGUGUCUGAAUGCUGAUAAUAUGAAGCUGGUGGGCAAAGCUUAUGGCUUUCUCAAGGACAAGGGUUUCUUGCCCAGUUUUGGAAAGUUCAGGAACGUUGUUAUGGAGGGAACGCGUGAUGUUACACCAACAGUGUUGAAGACUUCAACUGGUUUAGAAGCAACGAAAUUUGCUCCAAAAAAGUGGGGCCUUUCUGAAAGUUCUGGUCCCAUUUUGAUUGCCUUUCUUGGCGGGAUAUCUUUUCUUCUUUCUCAAGGCAUCGAUCUCAGGCCUAACCUUGCAGCAGUAUUGGGGCUAGCAUUUGCAGAUUCUGUCUUUCUUGGUGGUAGUUGUUUAGCUCAAAUCUCAAGUUAUUGGCCCCCAAAUAGACGUCGGAUCCUCAUUCAUGAAGCAGGGCAUCUGCUAAUAGCUUAUCUAAUGGGUUGCCCAAUUCGUGGGGUGAUAUUAGAUCCAAUUGUUGCAAUGCAAAUGGGCAUUCAAGGGCAGGCAGGAACUCAAUUUUGGGAUGAGAAAAUGGCCAAUGAUCUUGCUGAAGGACGACUUGAUGGCUCUGCUUUUGACAGGUACUGCAUGGUGCUUUUCGCAGGCGUUGCUGCUGAAGCUCUUGUUUAUGGUGAGGCAGAGGGUGGAGAAAAUGAUGAAAAUCUAUUUAGGAGCAUCUGUGUUCUUCUACAACCCCCAUUGUCUGUUGCUGAGAUGUCAAACCAAGCAAGAUGGUCCCUUCUACAAUCUUACAAUUUGCUCAAAUGGCAUAAAAAUGCACACCGAGCUGCAGUUGAAGCUUUAGGAAGUGGCAGUGGUCUUAGUGUUGUAAUUAGGAGAAUUGAGGAAGCAAUAUUAGCUAAUAGGUGAACAGAAGUAGCUUUACAAAAUAACGACUCUUUACCCACAUGAGGAUGGAAGCAUAAGAGAUUCAAAAUAUAACUGGUGUAAGAAAGGCCUGUUUCUGCACUGCAGCCAUUGUCUUCCGUCACUUGGCUAUCCCCCAUAAACAAUUCGGGUCUACAACAGACAAGAAGAGUUGUCUUCCAUCAAGUAGGUUGAUCUUAUAAGGAGGAAGAUUCUCAGCUAAAUGAAAACUCCUUAGAGAGAAAUGACCCAAUUCACUAGCUGGCUUGUUGCCGCGUUACCCCACACCAAGAUUUAAACACCAAGAAUACAAUAUGCAUGCUGAGGCCUAGAGAUGA
This is a messenger RNA of Prunus avium (sweet cherry), 1763 nucleotides long. Its product is annotated as ATP-dependent zinc metalloprotease. Gene Ontology annotation, molecular function: metalloendopeptidase activity; ATP binding; ATP-dependent peptidase activity. NCBI's taxonomy places the organism in Eukaryota, Viridiplantae, Streptophyta, Magnoliopsida, Rosales, Rosaceae. Gene Ontology annotation, biological process: proteolysis. The record is from RefSeq and is a predicted model, not a curated record.